This is a messenger RNA of Periconia digitata, 1899 nucleotides long. The record is from the annotation of a GenBank genome assembly. Lineage: Eukaryota; Fungi; Ascomycota; Dothideomycetes; Pleosporales; Periconiaceae.
CACACGAUGAGUAGCAACAAGAAAAGUAGCCUCACGGGCUACCUACCAGACAUCCUCAUGGCCGCCGCCGCUCCCCUCAUAGCAUACUUCGUCAUUCGCAACCUCCUCGCCCGUCUCGACCCUGAAGCACAGCAAAAGGAAGACGCGCGCAAGAAAGCUACCGCAGCAAAUCGCAAGCUCGGCGCGAUAUUAGCGAACAAAUCAUCAAGGGACGAAGAUUACGAUAGUGAUGAUACCGAUGAUGGAGAAUACAGAGGUGGGAAGAGGAAAACAAGACGGGACAGCAGAGCCAGAAUAGAGGAUCUGGAAUUGACCGCUUAUGAGCAGACUAUUGCUAUGGAGGUGGUGGCUCCCGAAGAGAUUCCCGUGAGCUUCGAGGAUAUUGGUGGUCUUGAUUCCAUCAUCGAAGAUCUCAAGGAAUCCGUCAUCUACCCUCUUACAAUGCCGCACCUCUAUUCGCAUUCGUCCUCGCUUCUCAGCGCUCCUUCGGGCGUUCUUCUUUACGGUCCUCCUGGCUGCGGAAAGACUAUGCUUGCCAAAGCCCUUGCCCACGAAUCGGGCGCCUGCUUUAUCAACCUUCACAUCUCCACACUGACCGAAAAGUGGUACGGUGACAGCAACAAGCUCGUAAACGCAGUUUUCAGUCUUGCACGCAAGCUCCAACCCACGAUCGUCUUCAUUGACGAAAUUGAUGCUGUCCUUGGACAGCGAAGGAGCGGCGAACACGAAGCGAGCGGCAUGGUCAAGGCCGAAUUCAUGACACAUUGGGACGGUCUCGUCUCCUCGCACUCGAGCUCCCACGGUUCACCACAACAGAUCUGCAUCCUCGGAGCCACAAAUCGUAUCCAGGACAUCGACGAGGCCAUCCUCCGCCGCAUGCCCAAGAAGUUCCCCGUCGCUCUCCCCAACGCUUCCCAGCGCAACAAAAUCUUCUCACUGAUCCUCCGCGACACGAAAAUAGACAAGCCGAAAUUCGACCUCGACUACCUCGUCCGCGUAUCGGCGGGCAUGUCCGGAUCCGACAUCAAGGAAGCAUGCAGAGACGCAGCCAUGGGCCCUGUGAGGGAAUACAUAAGGCAAGCGAAGAAGAACGGCAACCUUAGAAAGGGCGUUGACGCGAACGCGGUCAGAGGCCUGCAAACUGGAGACUUCUUUGGUAGUGGACGGGGCUUGAGGGAGGUGGACGACGAUGAUAUCUCGAACACAAGGACCGACGCCGGAGCGAGACGCGUGCAUACGACCGAGGAAAGCGACACCGAGAGCGUCAGUACUGAGAACGAGGGAUUCAGGGACAGCGCGUAUCAAGAUGUCGAAGCCGUGGGCGCGACAAGAUGAAGCUGAUUGCUUUCCGAUUCUCUUUUCCGUGUUAUUUGGUCUUUGUUCAUCUGCAUAGGUCUCACGGCGACAGUGGGAAGGCGAAAUAUGCAUGCGUAUUUUCUCAUUCAAUCUUUCUGUCAUACAACUCGCUUUCGAUGGAUAGGAGGUAUAUUCUAUCCGUCUCUCGGCGAUAGAAGAGGAUUCUUGUGAUGGUUGAUGGGUCGGUGUUCACUGGAUUAGACAGGAGUCUUUUAUAUGUCGCUGCGCUUUCUUCCUCUUACUUUUGUCCCUUCCUCUUGUUUUGUGUACAAUUGUAAAUAUACAUUAUGGACUGAAACGAUGUUCUGAAUCCACACUUUACCAAGUACACUUUAACUGCGUAGUCUCAUCGCCCUGUUUUGGAGUUUCCCUUGACAGGCUAUAACUGAGUGUUUGACUGCAAUGGUGGUAGAUCAACAUGGUUUCUCUAGCACUCUUCCAGCUGAGUGUUCAUGUCGCGUUUAAUGAAAAUUGAAAUAUGUCUAACAAUUCUAGGAUAAAUUACGAAUUGGUCAAAAUCAUGGCAGUGAAAUUGUGGUUCUC